Messenger RNA from Suillus fuscotomentosus, 1786 nucleotides. RefSeq lists its product as uncharacterized. The record is from RefSeq and is a predicted model, not a curated record. The transcript is spliced from 10 exons. The coding region runs from base 152 to 1582 and encodes 476 amino acids. NCBI's taxonomy places the organism in Eukaryota, Fungi, Basidiomycota, Agaricomycetes, Boletales, Suillaceae.
UGCGCGCUUGGGAGUCAUCACCAUGCAAACGUUGAUUACAUAAUAUUACACUUUGCCGACAUGCACGUGUCAUUUCACACCUUGAUUCAAGUUGUUCGAAGCGUUUUAUAAGCACAAUAUCUAGCAGAUUCAAGGUCGCUCAACGUUGUUGAUGGCAGGCGACUUGUUCUCAUCGACACCCCUACUACUUCCCCUCGUCUUAACUUGGAUAGUGCCAGUGCUUGCUCAUGAACAUCACGGAGCAGACCUUACAGAAGAACAACUGCAUGCCCCAGUUGAUGCCGUUCUCUGGAUCCAUAUUGCCCUCCAAGCUAUCGUAUGGGGUUUCAUAUUCCCAGUAGGUAUGGUCCUUGGACUUGCGCGAAGUAGAUGGCAUGUUCCAGUACAAAGUCUCGCCUUUGCCCUGACUUUUGGUGGCAUAGUCCUCGGCCAUGCACAUGGCGGUCGACAGUUCCCUUCUUCUGUCCACUCCCAUAUCGGAUCAUGGAUUUUGGUCCCUAUCUUCGCCCAGCUGGGCCUUGGAAUCUAUCUCAAGCUUCAUAUUCAUGAACGUACCCUACGACCAUACGCUGUGCGCGCCCAUGGCAUCCUAGGACGUGUAUGGCCCAUUCUUGGUUGGGUUCAGGGCUUGUUUGGCGUUAUCACGCUAAGGGGAUUCUGCGGCGAGGUGGGAGCUGGACAAUGUGCUGCGCACUAUAUUAUGGGAAGUGGAUUCAUUGGCUAUGGUAUGAUAAUGGCGCUUUUACUCGUUGUCGGGGACAACUGGGUCCGCCGCAGCGGCCGUAGCCCAGAAUGGUGGGAUUCCUGGGUGAUUAUGCUUUGGGGCAUAGUCAAUACAUUCACUGAGCACCACGGUGGUGAAUGGAGUGUGAAAGAUAUGCAGCAUACGAUUCUUGGGAUACUCUGGUGGGCGGGGGGCGCUCUUGGCAUCUUCCUGUCUCGGAAUAAUCAGCGAAAUGUUGUCCCCGGCGUGAUCAUAAUAUUAACAGGAUGGGCUAUGUCUGACCAUGCCCAGGCUCUGAUGUUGUCCACGAAGGUUCACUCCAUGUUUGGAUACUCGCUGAUGCUCGCCGGCUUUGCACGUGUCCUUGAGGUUUGUUUCAUACCGUUGCCAUCCUCACCCCUACCGGAGAGACCUCCACUGGAUGACAAUGAUUCAGAGCACACCCUGGCACCCUCUGCGCCCAAAGAUACUGGUGUUGCCGCGAAACUGAAUGCCGUCCGGGCAUUCAGGCACUUGCCGCCACCAUGCUUGCUUCUUAACUGUGUAUCCAGGUUACUUUUUAUGUCUGCUACGGAUGAGGAACUCGAAGCUGCUCACGAGGAAGGGAUAGAUCACGUCACAUAUGUACUGUCGAUGUAUAGCAUCGCGUUCCUGUUCUACCUCCUCACUGUCUUCUUGCUGCACCUUUACUCCGCGUCUGGGCGGAACGCAUCGUCUGUGCAGCAGCCCAAUGUUGUUUUUUCCGCCGAGGGCAUUGAGCUGUCGAAUACGGAUGCAAGUAAGUGGUAUACGCCUCUAUCAAGGGAGGAAGGGACAUCGGCACCAGCGCAUGUACUUGGAGAAGACGAAGAUGAUUGAUGUCUCGAUGGCAUGCUUGGUCGUAGCACUGGAUGACUUCGCGCGGUGUUUAGAACCUCGUUAUUUAAUCUAAAGUAUCUCAUCAAAUGGCCGCCUUCUCGCCUUUGCCGUUAGCUUUAGCAAUUGGUUCCCCCUAACAUGCAGACAAAUGGGGGUCCGUCGUGUCUAAGCCUGCUUUAUUUUUCAUCGUUUGAUUAGUCUCAA